UCCGGCGCGGUGCGGUCGUCGUGGUACUGCGGGGAGGAAGUGGCAGCGAUCUCUGGUGGUGUGUGGCCAAUUUUCCAUCCAGGAAACAGCUGGGAUGUUAAUCAAAGAAUACCGCGUUGUGCUGCCUCUGACGGUGGAGGAGUAUCAAGUGGGUCAACUGUAUUCAGUCGCGCAAGCAAGCAAAAAUGAAACAGGUGGCGGAGAAGGCAUAGAAGUAUUGAAAAAUGAACCUUAUGACAAUGUGCCACUGUUAGGUGGCAAGUUUACAAAAGGACAAUAUACGUACAAAAUUUACCACCUAGCUAGCAAAGUCCCCAGCUUUAUACGGCUCCUAGCGCCCAAAGGGUCGCUCGAGAUACACGAGGAGGCCUGGAACGCGUACCCGUACUGCAAAACGGUGCUGACCGCAAGUGUUCUGCUGGCUGGACAAGUGGCACGGCAUGACCAUGGACGACAUCCGCGAGCUCGAGGAUAAGACCAAGGCCGACCUGGACAAGCAACGAAGGGAAGGCGAAGUUCGCGGCAUGCGGGCGGAGAACGACUAGCGGUGCUGCCUGCCACCUAGCGACAGAUUCGUUCACCAGCGUUAUGGGAAGCGGCCACCGCGUCGUCCCGUUCCUCUGCGUGUGUGUCUAGCUAUUGGUCAUUGUGCGUCGGAUUUAGUUGAUUCGUAUUUAAUCAGUCUAUAAAAUUUAGGAGGCCACUUGCUCGCCAAUGAGAAGUGCGGAGGGUAGUGAUUUGCUUCUGGCGCGGGUGUCGGUGCCCCGCCAGAGGGCCGCGGCCGCACCCCGGCGCCCGUCUUAAAUGUGAUCCACCCCGUUCGUCGAUCGACUGAGGGGCCUGGGACGCGCGCCGCCGUCGCGCCUCGCCCCAUCGCAGUCUAUUUAGCCGCAGCCGCCGCUGCAUCGCCUGCGUCCGUUCACUAUCUCACAUAUCACGCGGCUGCCUCGCUGGGGUGGCCGGCGGCGCGGGCGGGCGGCGAGCGCCGGUGGCGGCGGCGCCGCCCGGCUGCCGGCGGGCCGGCCUCGUCCGCGUCCACCGCGCCGCCGGCCACGAGCGUCCGGUCCUCGCCACUCCGCACUCCCGCGAGUCACGCGCACUGGCCCUGGGCCGGCGCCAAAAGCGAGUGCUCUUUUCUGUGCUUUAGGUUCGAGAAUGCAGGCAUUUCUGUCCAUACUGGUACUUCGUCUCUGGUGUGUUAAUAUCUGCCCACCGCGUGUAAGCCCGUGCUUUUCGCCUGAAUAGGCCAGCGCUCGCAGCGAGGCGUGUGCUCAACGACACAGUGACGCGGGCCCGGCCGCUGACGGCGUGUCCUCGCAUGACGUCGGGACACGCUCGGCCGGAACAGCUCCCACCUUGAACAAUGCGUGGAGUCCAGUACAGGGCUUGCGUCUAUCGUGUUCGCCUCACACCCGCGGAGUGGCUUACGUUGCUGUCGUCCUCGCUGGCGGGCGAGCCCAUCUUUCCCUCUCCGUGUGUCGUGCUCUGGUCGUGCUCGUGUUUUGUUUUGGGUCCCGAUGACGUCCUGGUCCUCGCGUGCCGCCCCGCCCUGUCCCUAGUCUCUGCUCGGAAUUAGUCGUGCGCGUGGCAUGAAUUUCUGCCCCCGGGGUGUUGCGUCUCAUGGGGAUCGUCCCCAGCCAAAAGUGUGUUACGAAUAGUCAGAAUUGUGGUUAAGCCACGGGGCGUAUGCAUUCCAUUCUUUUGUUUAUGUUUUCUUGGCUGUAAAAAGUGUGAAUACAGGUAGAUCAUAUUA
Molecule: messenger RNA, 1753 nt
Organism: Pollicipes pollicipes
Lineage: Eukaryota; Metazoa; Arthropoda; Thecostraca; Pollicipedomorpha; Pollicipedidae
Gene: vib
Product: phosphatidylinositol transfer protein vib
Biological process (GO): phospholipid transport
Cellular component (GO): cytoplasm
Molecular function (GO): phosphatidylinositol binding; phosphatidylinositol transfer activity; phosphatidylcholine binding
Source: RefSeq, a predicted model, not a curated record